AUGCCCGCGGCGCUCCCGCGGCACCAGCAGCCUCCGCAGCAGCGCCGGCAGCGCACCCGCCUCUCAGGCGGCCACGGCCUCCAUUGCUCUCCCCGCCGCCGCCGCCGCGCGGCACUGCGAGCCCGGCCCCGUGCGGCGUGGUCACAUGCUCCGCCCGCGCCUCGGGCGCUCGAACCCGCGCCCGCCGCGGCCCCGCCCGGCUUCGCCCCUGGACCGCCGGGCCCUGCCACGGGACCUGGAGAGCCCGGUUUCCUUUCGAGCCCUCCGGGAAAGAAGCCGAGGGACGGCUGCCUUCCCCUGGGGGUGGUGGUGCCCAGAAAUCGGAGCUGA
Molecule: messenger RNA, 330 nt
Organism: Rangifer tarandus platyrhynchus (Svalbard reindeer)
Lineage: Eukaryota; Metazoa; Chordata; Mammalia; Artiodactyla; Cervidae
Source: the annotation of a GenBank genome assembly